This is a messenger RNA of Patiria miniata (bat star), 1376 nucleotides long. RefSeq names its product short stature homeobox protein 2-like. The transcript is spliced from 4 exons. The coding region runs from base 1 to 1233 and encodes 410 amino acids. Gene Ontology annotation, cellular component: nucleus. Gene Ontology annotation, molecular function: DNA-binding transcription factor activity, RNA polymerase II-specific; sequence-specific double-stranded DNA binding. The record is from RefSeq and is a predicted model, not a curated record. Gene Ontology annotation, biological process: regulation of transcription by RNA polymerase II. NCBI's taxonomy places the organism in Eukaryota, Metazoa, Echinodermata, Asteroidea, Valvatida, Asterinidae.
AUGGAAGAACUCCAAGCUUUCGUCACUAAAUCCUUCGAAUCUUCGGAGAGUCCGAAACUCGGUGCGAACGUCCUCACCGUCAAGCGCAACCUGCCGAAGUUCGACACGGCGGCCUGGCUCAACGCGAUCGGGGAAUCCACGCCGACACACCGGCGGCCAGCCAAGUCAUCUGCGGGGAAAGCACGGCCCACGGGCGGGGCCAGCGAUCCGUCUGACCCCCUAACAGCCUCGGCAGCGGUGCAGGCAGUACCUGUAGCGGCCAAACUACCCUCUUUUCCCACCUCACUCUUUGGCACCGCCGAUACUGAUUUGGCGAGAGAGCGACUGGCGCUUUUCAAAAGAGGAACGCCACAGCAGUUGAGCAAAUCAACGUCUGCGAAACGACCGAAAGGAACUACAGAGAAGAGAAAACUUGAUCGCAAGUCUCCUUGGGAAGAUGUCGGUCAAGUCUCUGAGCCUCAGCAAAUCACAGAUGUCGACCUUUCUCCUGUCGAUCACGACGAUGAUGUCGACAUCGACACCGACCCCGAUGAUGACAUCCCCUUGCACGAGGACACCGACCUCUCAUCGGCCGACCGGGGCGAUCACGCGCGGCUUCCGGCGCGCCAGCCCCACGACCCGAAGCAGACGGCAUCCGGUAGUCCCUCCCCGGUCCCAGGCGUCACGGCAACCCAUCCAAGCAAGCUGAAGCAGCGCCGGAGCCGGACCAACUUCACGGUGGAGCAGUUGGGCGAGCUGGAGAAACUCUUCGAUGAAACGCACUAUCCGGACGCGUUCAUGAGGGAAGAGCUCAGCCGUAAGCUUGGCCUCUCUGAAGCUAGGGUACAGGUCUGGUUCCAGAAUCGAAGAGCCAAAUGUCGUAAGCAAGAACAUCUUGGAGGUAAAGGUACACCUAUUGGCGCCAAUUCGAAUGUCGACACUUGCCGUGUGGCGCCCUAUCUCAGCAUGGGGUCACUGCGCAUGCCCUUUGACCGGGUGCAGGAGCAGCUGCAGUUGAACCUGACCUCCAACGUCACGGCCGCCCCUCCUGUACCGCGCCCUCUGCCGUCCAUCUUCACCCACGCACCCUCGCUUAUGAUGUUCCCGCCUCCCGCCUACGCGUUUCCCCUGGCAACGCUGAUGAGUAGCAUGAUGAGACCUGGGGGAUCCAAGACCUCCAGCAUCGCUGAUUUGAGGAUGAAAGCGCGCCAACAUGCGGCAGCACUCGGCCUGCAUAGUUUCUUAUCUCAGUAAUGACAGACAAUGAGUUUGGAAAACCCCGGCUUCGUUUCCACUGUGUCUCUGGCUUCGGUUCACCUCAGUCUGGUGUCCGAGUCAUACAGAAGCCUGUAAUUAUUACACGACACAAAACCCAAUGGAAAUACUAUACAAUUUGG